CUGAUAUGUGAUACACCCUUCGCAAUGCUCCACCUGUCUAUAGUCACACCCCUCUGACCAGACAGGAGGAACUUCUUACUUACAAGAUUUCUCACCUUGUUUCAAAGCAGCUCCAUUUCUUUGCCCCAGAUUGCGAGCAGGAGCCAAGGAUCAAGAUUCCUUCGGUGGCCUUUACUUGGAGAAUUAGACUUCAACAGCUUCACUCUAGCAAGUGUAAAGUGCCCACCUCCCUCCUCCUGGUGUCAAGAUUCUAAGAAGCUUACGACCCUCUUGAAAAAAACAGAAAAUCCUGAUGAAGGCUGCAAUUCAGUAUUAAAUGGAUCACUGUUUUCCAGUACACACAACCUAUACUUCCAGUUACAUCUCCCAUACCUCUAUAAAUAAUAAUCGUAAAACCCCCAUGAAAGAGAAUGAAGGAUAUUAAUGUUAUUGGCAUCAAUGUGAAUAGAACAUACAUAAUCCCUGAUCCCUUCUCAGCCAUUGUGGAUGAUUCCUGCUUAGUGAGCAAUCUUGCCAGAUCUGAAGACUUGUACCAGGAUUAUUGCUCUCACAAAGAGCUCAGUGGUACUUGGGGAGAUUUUGAGAGUUUCAGUGAUUGCCCUCCUGAAUCUGAAAGGUUUUAUUAUAAAGAGGGAGAUCUGCAUGUGUCCUCAAGGCAUCACUUAGCUGAAUGUCGCACAACUACCUCAAAAGAAGCUUUCUCUUCUGAACAAACUGAGUUCCCCUUAGAUUGGGAUGCUCUUAUUUCAACACAAGAGGAUUCCAAGGCUUUUCAGCUAAGCUUUCCAGAUAUCCCAGUUGAACAGUGCACAGAUGAAAUUAAAACCCUUCAGAACCCACUGGCUUCAUUAAAUGGAGAUUUCAGUGUUGGCGAUUUAAUAAACAUGCAGUUCAGGGCUGACUGUCACAGCUUAGAUUCACUGGACGAUUCUCCUGCUACUUCACAAAGAUUCGAGUGGAAGAAUUCCCAGGGUUCUAGGAACCUCUUACUGCUACUAGGAGUUGACCCUUCUGAAAAAUAUUCAGUAGAUGGCAACCAAACAAAGAAUGAUUCCAUCUCUACUGACCAUGAUCUGUCUUCAGUAAAUGAAUCCUCACAUCCUAAUGGAACUAAAUCUCUCAUUCAGACUAAGUUGCACGUGGCCCCAGACUCCCGCCAAGGUUCCAUUUUCUCCUACCAAUUUUUUGUGAAGACAUCAGCGACCAAUACACCUUUACUGUUCCUCACAGUGUCUGGAAAGAAGAGUUUUUUCAGUACAAAUCAUUUACGUUUCAAUUUUUAACUUCUUUUGGCAAACUUAAUUGUGAAAUAAGGAAUCAAAAAAAAAAAAAAAAUUAU
Xenopus laevis (African clawed frog) is the source of this 1339-nucleotide messenger RNA. RefSeq names its product clathrin binding box of aftiphilin containing 1 S homeolog (gene clba1.S). Lineage: Eukaryota; Metazoa; Chordata; Amphibia; Anura; Pipidae. The record is from RefSeq and is a predicted model, not a curated record. The coding region runs from base 411 to 1283 and encodes 290 amino acids. The transcript has 7 exons.